Komagataella phaffii GS115 is the source of this 1707-nucleotide messenger RNA. RefSeq lists its product as uncharacterized. Gene Ontology annotation, biological process: Ras protein signal transduction; protein ubiquitination. The record is from RefSeq and is a predicted model, not a curated record. The transcript has a single exon. Gene Ontology annotation, molecular function: ubiquitin protein ligase activity; zinc ion binding. Gene Ontology annotation, cellular component: cytoplasm. Lineage: Eukaryota; Fungi; Ascomycota; Pichiomycetes; Pichiales; Pichiaceae. Bases 1 to 1707 code for a protein of 568 amino acids.
AUGUACAAUAUUGUCAUUGACCUUGAUUCACCCAAAGAGUUACUUUUAAAGGCCAGGGAUCAAUCAGAAAUUACAAGCUUACGCAAUCUGAAAGCUCUACUAGCUGGUAAUCAGAUUUUCGGAGAAGACGGCUUGGACUUGGACUAUUGGAGCACCACAGUACUAAAACACCAUAAUAUUUUUGUCAAGAGUAAUACAAAGCAAGCACAGCCCCAUCUUGCUCUCAAUUUCAAAAAGAGAUCAAACAUAGUUGAGGAAAUUAGGAACACUUUAAGUAAGGUGCAAAAUACUCGCAUAGGCGUUCCCGAUUAUAGAUAUACCCGGAUCGAAUUGAUAGCGUUCGACAAAAUGCAUGACACUAACUAUGAGAAGACAGACUACCUUAGAGCUUCCUUUCUUGGCUAUGGCGUUAUAAGAUUGUUCAGAGAGGAAAUAAACGAAAAGACUACAGAAGAUGCUGAACUUGGUCCCGAACCUACCUCUCGAAGCAAAAUAGCUGCUAUUUUAGCUGUUCCAACCUACAUGUCAAUCUCAGCCAUACUAAAACUCGUCGGAGAGAACUUUGUUAAGGAUGUUGUUCAUUUCCGAAUAUUCAAGACCCAACAAUAUAAACGAUACAUGUGCAUCCUAAAGUUUCAGAGCGAGGAUCAAUGUGCCGCUUUCCAGCGAGCUCUAAAUGGAAAACCCUUUAACUCAAUAGAACGAGAAAGAUGUCAGGUGGUCCAAGUUAACAAAAUAAUUAUCAAUUCCCCUCACGACAAGGCUAAUAAAAGCGAGGAACUCAAUUUUACCUAUGGUAUUAUAGAACUUCCAACUUGCCCAGUUUGUCUAGAACGAAUGGACACUAACAUGACAGGAUUAUUGACUAUUCCAUGCCAACACACUUUUCAUUGUCAAUGUUUGGCCAAAUGGAGAGAUGAUACCUGUCCCGUUUGUAGGUACUCUCAAAAAGAGAGAACAUCCAAAGAUGUAACAAGUGAAGCCAGCCAAUGUUCCGUUUGUGGAGACACAGCAAACCUAUGGAUAUGUCUUAUAUGCGGUAACGUGGGAUGCGAUCGAUAUAACUCAGCACAUGCUGUAAACCAUUUCAAAGAAACAUCGCACUGCUUUGCAAUGCAAAUAGAAACACAGAGAAUAUGGGACUAUGCUGGCGAUCAGUAUGUUCAUAGGUUGAUUCAAAAUCAGACAGAUGGAAAAUUAGUGGAGUUGUCUCUCAAUAACGAGAAAGCUGGAUCUUCUUCUGAUUCUAAUGGAAAGAACUAUUCAGCUGACAAGGUUGAUACCAUGGAGCUGGAAUACUCUAAACUGAUGAUUGCACAACUAGAGGAGUAUGAAAAGAACAUGACCAAGAUAAUGGAGGAAGAAAAGAUACGAUUUGCAAAUUUGCAGACAGCUAUGGGCCGAUUGGGCACAGACUCCAAAGUGAGUGAAAGAACAAAGGAAUUGGAAACGAAGCUUGAUCAAAUGAUGCAAAAAUACGAUGAAGAAAAAACCUUAGCCUUGGUAUUGACUGAAAAACUUGAAUUUUUUGAUAAGCAAACCAGUCAGCUCAAGAAGGAGAACGAGGAUCUCAAAGAGGAAAUCAACGACCUACUAAUGCAUUUUCAAACGAUGGAGAAGUACAAAGAUGCAGAUGAAUCUGUAAAGGAAGGGAAAUUGGUGCUGAAGCCGUCUAGAAAGUCCAGCAGGAAGGGCUCCAGAAAGUAA